Molecule: messenger RNA, 4202 nt
Organism: Rana temporaria (common frog)
Lineage: Eukaryota; Metazoa; Chordata; Amphibia; Anura; Ranidae
Gene: RPS6KB1
Product: ribosomal protein S6 kinase B1
Exons: 15
Coding region: 96-1661 (521 amino acids)
Biological process (GO): protein phosphorylation; signal transduction
Molecular function (GO): ATP binding; protein serine/threonine kinase activity
Source: RefSeq, a predicted model, not a curated record
AGGGAGCGCGUACGCAGAGGACCUGGGAAGUAGCGACGUGCGGAGGCGCCGCCGCGUUACAACGUCCGGUGAUGGCGGCCCGUGUGUAGGACUCCAUGAGGCGGGGAAACGGAGCACCGUAUCGCGGUGGGGGGAAACCGAGAACGUCCGAGGCCAUGGCGGGCGUGUUUGAUAUAGACCUGGACCAGCCAGAGGACGUCAUUUCGGAUGACGAGUUGGAGGACGGGGGAAUUAUAAGUGAAUUUAUGGACCAUGGAAACAUAUCAUUUGAACUUGAUAUGGAAAAUUGUGAGAAGUUUGAGAUCUCAGAAACCAGUGUGAAUAGAGGGCCAGAAAAGAUCAGACCAGAAUGUUUUGAGCUACUCAGAGUGCUUGGCAAGGGUGGCUAUGGCAAGGUUUUUCAAGUAAGAAAAGUAGCUGGAGCUCACACUGGAAAUAUAUUUGCCAUGAAAGUUCUGAAAAAGGCUAUGAUUGUAAGAAAUGCAAAAGACACGGCACACACAAAAGCUGAGCGGAAUAUCUUAGAAGAAGUAAAGCAUCCUUUCAUUGUGGAUUUGAUCUAUGCCUUUCAAACUGGUGGAAAACUCUACCUCAUUCUGGAGUAUCUUAGUGGUGGGGAGCUCUUCAUGCAGCUGGAAAGAGAAGGGAUAUUUAUGGAAGAUACCGCUUGCUUUUACUUGGCUGAGAUCUCGAUGGCUUUGGGACAUUUGCAUCAAAAAGGAAUAAUAUAUCGUGAUCUGAAACCGGAGAACAUCAUGCUAAAUCAUCAAGGGCAUGUGAAAUUGACAGACUUUGGCCUUUGUAAGGAAUCCAUUCACGAUGGCACAGUCACUCAUACGUUUUGUGGGACAAUAGAGUACAUGGCUCCUGAAAUUUUAAUGAGAAGUGGUCAUAAUCGUGCAGUUGAUUGGUGGAGUUUGGGAGCCUUGAUGUAUGACAUGCUAACUGGAGCACCACCUUUUACUGGUGAAAACAGAAAAAAGACAAUUGACAAAAUCCUGAAGUGUAAACUAAACUUACCCCCCUACCUCACACAAGAAGCCAGGGAUUUACUUAAAAAGCUGCUAAAAAGAAACGCUGCCUCACGUCUUGGAGCAGGAGCUGCAGAUUCUGGGGAUGUACAGGCUCACCCAUUUUUUAGGCACAUCAGCUGGGAUGAUCUUUUGGCCCGUAAAGUGGAGCCUCCAUUUAAACCGCUUUUGCAAUCUGAAGAAGAUGUAAGCCAGUUUGAUUCAAAGUUUACACGUCAGACUCCUGUAGACAGUCCAGAUGAUGCCACUCUCAGUGAAAGUGCCAAUCAAGUAUUUGUGGGUUUUACAUAUGUGGCUCCUUCUGUGCUGGAAAGUGUGAAAGAGAAGUUUUCAUUUGAACCAAAAAUUCGGUCUCCUCGUAGAUUUAUUGGAAGUCCUCGAACACCUGUCAGCCCUGUGAAGUUCUGUCCUGGUGAAUUCUGGGCAAGAGGAACAGCUGCUGGAUCAACCAACACACAACCAUCAGCUGAUUUCCGAAUGGAAACAAGUGGCGUUGAACAAAUGGAUGUGACUGUAAGCGGAGAGGCUUCUGCCCCACUACCAAUAAGACAAUCCAAUGCUGCACCAUACAAAAAACAAGCUUAUCCCUUGAUCCCUAAGCGACCAGAACAUCUACGUAUGAAUCUAUGACGGUGAAUUUUUUCCUGAUGCAUUCAGACUAAUACUGGUGAUGAUCCCAAGGAAUUUUAAAAUCUAGCUUACAAACAAGCAAGUGCAUAGAUUUUGGCUUCAAAUCCCCAAAAGCGGGACAUACAUUUGUGGUCUCUGUUACUGCAUAAAGCAGACUGGACAAACUGAUGAACAAACAUACAUUUAAAAAAAUACAACUAAUAUAUAAAUAUAUAUAUACACAAAUAUAUAUAUAUAUCUAUCAAUCAGUGGUGCAUAAAAAAAAAAGCAGAUUGAGACUGCAUUCUAGACAUGGAGCAAAUGUAUUAAUAAGUUCCCAGCAAAUUCUUUCAAUGUCACAGAAGGAACAUAAACCAUAUUGUGUUCAUGGAUUUAAUUUUAUUUCAGAAGUUUACAUUUUUCUAAAUCACCAUAAAACAGUGGUUGGAGUAUAAGAAGUCAAUCUUCAGAGACAAGUACUGGGUUAAAAAAAAAAAAAAAAUUGUGAAAAUCAAAGAUACCAAAUUGUCUUAAUAGGUUUGAUUGUGCAAGGUGGUUAAAAGUGUAAUAGGAUUUUUUUGAUCCAGAAAACAGUUGACAAGUAUCAGUGACUAACUACUUGUGUGUUAGUUUUUUUUUUUACCCAAAAACCCAAACGGCAGUCUUCCAUUAUGUUAUGGGGACAGUAAUGCAAUAUAUGUCUCCUUCAUCAGUGUGGUUGAUUUGCAUUCUUGAAAACAUAAUGUGCUCUUUUGCUGUUCAUCAUGCCAGCAAAAAUAAGAUGAGUUUUGAAGGCCGGCAAUGUAUUUAAAGUGAAUGCAAGGCACAAAUGUACCUUGACACUUGAGUGUUACAAUCAUGUCAUGUAUUUCAUAGUCAUUCUCUUCUUGUUUAUUGCUCCCACAGUCUUUGGUCUGGCAGUCCUUCCUGUUAGAAAGUCAAAUGCUGGGACUUAAAGAUUGUAAAAGUAUUAAAUGGCCUUUCUACUCAUGUCUUCCAUGUUGAGGGAAUAAUGUCCCUGGACCUAGGGAAUGUUAUCACACUGCUGGUCUUGUUUUUGAUCCUGUAUGAAUGGCUUAUAGGUACAAAGAAAGAAAUAAAGGUAACUUUACCUUAACUGCCUUAACAAAGCAAUUUCAUAAAACAUCACAAAGAGUAUUAACAGUGAUCAUUUUAUCAUGGUGUACAUUUUAAAAAUUGUCCUAUUGACAUGUCAACUGUCUGUGUAACAUUGACAUAUAGAAUGAAUUGUAUAUGGCGUUUUUAGACUGGAAUAUGGUAGCAUUGGUCAAGGCAGCAUUAUAUUGUUUUUAUAAAAUUGAUUUCAAUCCACAUAUGAGCUGUAGGAAACAAGCCAUAGAAAUGUUUAUACAAUAUCACUAACCAAAUUUAAGAUAAACCUUGGUCCCGCAGAAUAAACUCUCUGUAUGGUGAACUUACACAGGUCCCCCUCCUUGACCGCCCCUUCCGGGGGGAUAUACCGUACCCCUGGCAUGGAUAUACCAUGCCCUGGUAUAUCCAUGGCUUAGAAAUCCUCUCAGCUGAAUGUCCAAAAUUUCCCUAGUCAGGGAUGUUUUGAACCAUUCAAAUUGGUCAGCGCUGUCACAUGGGUGGCGCUGACAAAUUAACAGUCUCAUAGCCGGUCCUGUCAGCUAUGAAGAUGCCGCGUGGAUGCAUAGUAUUUCUAAGCCCUGGCGCGGAUAUACCGGGGCUUAGAACCGGAUAUUUCGAUGGUCCAGGCCAGUGUGUGUGGGGGGGACCCAGUGUACUUUCACUGUACAGAUUUUUCUGUAAAGGUGAACUUACACUUUAAUUAACCUAAAGUAGCCCGAGUAUCUAUUGUAGAUUGGGGCAUACAGGUUGAGGUUCCCUUUUUAACCUGAACAUUCUGUGGCUGUCAAAAUGUGAAUAUUGAGGUAUAUAGUUGAGCUUUAGUCAAUGGCACCUAUUACACUCAAGUGGGUGUUAGCGUCUGGACUAAAACUUCUAAUCUACAGCAAUGAUCAAGCACUGAUGGAUUAAUUUGCAUUUGCUUCGGCUCUCAUAGGCCCUUUCUGCAGAGGGAGGGAGGGAACAUAAUGGGAUGAUGUAAAUUUGGCUUUUCUCAGUAUAGAUAACUUAAUCCUAUGUAAUUAAGGUAUCUUUUUUUCCCCCCACAGUAUGAGAAUAAAUAUCAGUAUGAGCCUGAUCAUUCAGUCUUCCGGUGUUUGAUAUGAAGCUGCUUUUCAUUAGCCAUGCUUUUUUUUUUUUUUUUUUUCUUCUCUCCUUUUUAAUUUUGAUUAUUUGCGUAGGAAACGGCACAAUACUUAAUCAUCUUUGGCUCUCUUGAAGAUUACAAGAAAUACCAUACAACCAUUAUCUUAGUUCGAAGGUUGUAAAGGGGAGAUUUUUUUCCAGAGGUUUUUAUUUUUAACAGAAAGCUACAUAAAAUUUGAUACGGAGUCCCAUAAUUGUUUUACUAUGCAUUAUUUUAAUAAAUUGUAUUUUUUUUAUAAUGUCCUAGGACUUCUCAUCCAGUAACUGUUUUUUAUCUAUUUUCCAUAAUAAAUGAACUGAAUGCCA